This is a messenger RNA of Paramecium octaurelia, 1075 nucleotides long. NCBI's taxonomy places the organism in Eukaryota, Ciliophora, Oligohymenophorea, Peniculida, Parameciidae. The record is from the annotation of a GenBank genome assembly.
AUAAUGCUCAAAAAAUAUCUCUCGUCGUAUUAUUCUAACGAAUAAAUAAGAUCCAAGAAAAUCAAUCUAAAGCCUAAACUAGACUUUUAAGGAUUCACUAAAGCAAGUAUUAUUAUUGUAGCACCUUAGAAUUCAUUAAUUAAGAUUUAACUUAAAGAACCAUUGAUUAUAGUUCUCCCAAAAUUAAACUCAAUUUGGGGUCCAUUGAUAAUCAACAUCCUCCAAUUAUUAAGCCUCAAACUAAACAGACUAAUUUAAGUCUAUAUGCACAAUAAAUAUUGUCUAGUAAUUAAGUAAAUUCAUCAUAGAGAAUAAUAAUCAAUCUUCCAUUGACAAUACACCUAAGAAAGGAUUGGAUCUACUCAUAACAAAGAGAGAUGAAGCAUAUAAAUAUAGAUCUGUUUCAUAAACACAAAGAAAUCAAUUAAUUAAGCGAUAAAGUAGUGAAGAAAAAUGUAAAUCAAGUGAACGAAUCAAAGUCAUAGAUGUAUUUAAUUAAAGCCCUAAACAUAAUAAAUAACCAACAUCCUAUUAAACAUAUAUAACAAGCAAAGAAAUACUGAAAGUUAAACUUAAAUAACAACAACAGAACAUACAAAGCAAAUCAUCCAAGAUCUCCAUUCAUAUUGUAACAUUUUAUAUACUAUUAUAGAAUAAUGCCUAACAGUAAUAAUGUAUUAAAUAACCUAUCUCAAGUAGACUUAAUGAGUCUAGAGAUAUACUAUCUUAGAUGAGAAGGAACUCAAUAAAUACAUAAAAGUUGAAUAACAAUCCAGAUCGAGAAGGAGUCAUCACACAAAAGAAAAAAUAUUUCUUUAACUCUCCUUAAAACAACGAUUCUAUGGGGUUUGAACACGACAGUAAGAGUAACCUCUAAGUGGCUCGCAAUCUUAAAAUUGAACUUGAAAAAGUAGAUAAUGAAAACAUUCUCGAAUUAUUGUUACUCUCCACUCAAGAACUAAAUAAUAAAUUUAACAAGAAGAGCCAACUCAUAAGAAAUGAAUCAGAAGAAAAAAUACCCAUCAAAAUUAGAGUCAGAGCGGGUAAUAAAUUUCCUAAAGACUUUUUUUAAUGA